Fragaria vesca subsp. vesca is the source of this 1055-nucleotide messenger RNA. RefSeq names its product protein CWC15 homolog A-like. Bases 129 to 824 code for a protein of 231 amino acids. The transcript is spliced from 8 exons. Gene Ontology annotation, molecular function: RNA binding. Lineage: Eukaryota; Viridiplantae; Streptophyta; Magnoliopsida; Rosales; Rosaceae. Gene Ontology annotation, biological process: mRNA cis splicing, via spliceosome. Gene Ontology annotation, cellular component: catalytic step 2 spliceosome. The record is from RefSeq and is a predicted model, not a curated record.
AGAUUUGGUACGAAAUCGAAUUGAAAUCUCGAAGAAAAUUUAAGCGACGAACCCUAGCUCUAUCUCCGGCGAAGGAACGCCGUUCAUCUAGGCAGUCACCGCCGGUGUUAAAAAGAUUGUGAGAAGAGAUGACGACUGCAGCUCGACCCACAUGGGCUCCUGCAAAAGGUGGUAAUGAACAAGGUGGUACUCGGAUUUUUGGUCCAUCCCAGAAGUACUCAUCAAGGGACAUUGCGUCGCAUACAACUCUAAAACCCAGGAGGGAUGGCCAGGACACCCAGGAAGAACUGCACAAGAGGAACCUCCAGGAGGAGCUGGAAGACCGUGAGAGGAGGCAUUUUUCAUCGAAGGAUAAAUAUAGUUAUGACAGAGAUCGCAGCAAGAGAGGAAGCCAGCUUUUGUUGGAAGGGACAAGAAGGGACACUGAAGACCGCAUUGUACCACGUAAUGUAGAUGCUGAUGAUUCUGAUUUGGAUGUCAAAAGUGAUGAUGACAGUGAUGAAGAUGAUGAUGAUGAUGAGGAUGAUACAGAAGCUCUUUUGGCUGAGCUCGAACAAAUAAAGAGGGAAAGAGCAGAGGAGAAGAAGCGAAAGGAAGAACUACAGUUGGCAGAAGAGCUUAAAGUCAAGGAAGCAGAGCUUCUCAAAGGAAACCCAUUGCUUAAUAAUCCAAUAGCCGCUUCUUUCAGUGUGAAAAGAAGAUGGGAUGAUGAUGUGGUAUUCAAAAAUCAGGCCCGUGGUGAAACCAAAACUCCCAAGCGCUUCAUCAAUGACACAGUGAGGAAUGACUUCCACCGCAAGUUUCUGCAUAAAUACAUGAAGUAAUGUCAAAUGAAUCCAACUUUCAAGAUAGUAGCCCAAGUAAUGAAGUGAAAAGGACAGUUUUCUUAAGGAUUGUGUGUACCUUAAUGUUUCAAUUGAUUGCACCGUGCUGAAUGUAGCUUCAACUGUGAGAAACAUAGAUGUAAAGCUGGAUGUUUAUGUUGAAUGUUGUUUUCUGUUCCGGAAGUUGGCAGGAACUGAUUUUAUUCUCAAUGUAGUGGGUCAUUGUGCGAA